Molecule: messenger RNA, 1965 nt
Organism: Microthlaspi erraticum
Lineage: Eukaryota; Viridiplantae; Streptophyta; Magnoliopsida; Brassicales; Brassicaceae
Source: the annotation of a GenBank genome assembly
AUGCCGGAACACAAUGGGCUUGCGGAACGGAGACAUCGACAUAUUGUCGAAACGGGACUUGCUCUCUUGUCUCAUGCUUCUAUGCCUCGGUCAUAUUGGACAUAUGCCUUUGCAACGGCUGUGUACUUAAUAAACCGUAACUUAACCACAGAGGAGUCCUCCGCUGAGAUUGAUCUUCCUCAAUCAUCAUAUCCAGCAGUAAUGUCUAUUCCCAUCACCACUCAGCCGCCAAUACCGCCACCAAUUACUCACACUGUUCCUCCGCCACCGAUACCACCAACAGAGACCAACACCCCUGUUUCUCCGAUUGCCCCAGCUCCACCGUUAUUGGAAGCAUCGGUGUCCGAGGAGCGUACUACGACUGAGUCGAGUGAGAAAUCUGUCUCAACAUCAGCUCCAACAGAGAAUGUUGUGUUGCAACAAGCUCCUCCUCAGCCUCUGGUUCAGUUACGUACAAGUACAAGACAGCGAAAACCAGUCAACAAACUCAAUCUUCGAGCAGCUGUACUACCAUUGACAGAAUAUAUCCCCACCUCAGUUGCUGAAGCCUUAAAGGAUCCACGAUGGUGUAAAGCUAUGCUAGAGGAGAUUGAAUCUCAAAUACGAAAUCAUACUUUUGAUUUAUCUUCUCCUGAUGUUGCUUCUAAUAUUGUAGGAAUUGAUUUCCAUGACACUUUCAGCCCGGUCGUGAAGCCUGCAACGAUACGUAUUGUGCUGAGUGUUGCAGUCACACGUGAUUGGCCUCUUCGUCAACUUGACGUGAACAAUGCCUUUUUACAAGGGAAGCUUGAUGAAGAGGUUUAUAUGGCACAACCACCAGGAUUUGCAUCACCAGAGAAUCCGACUGCUGUUUGGAAGUUGAAUAAAGCGGUCUAUGGUCUUAAACAAGCCCCUAGGGCUUGGUACAAUGAACUCCGCACGUUCCUUCUUCAAUACGGCUUCCACAACUCUCUGUCUGAUGCGUCCCUGUUUAUCUACAAUCAUGGAGGCGUCUGUCUCUAUAUGUUGGUCUAUGUUGAUGACAUGGUCAUUACGGGCAACAAUGUCGACCACCUCAACAAAUUUUUCAACUCUCUCUCCUCUCGUUUUUCUCUUAAAGAUUUGGGGGAACUAUCUUAUUUUCUAGGUAUAGAAGUUCAACGCUCUCUCUCUGGACUCUUACUCACACAAACUCGUUAUAUUGCAGAUUUGCUGCAUCGGACUAAGAUGACUGAUGCGAAACCGGUGCCGACGCCGAUGUGUCCGACCACAAAGCUUACUCUAACAAGUGGUGAUCCUCUUCCUGAUGCUAAGGAGUUUCGUGCAGUCAUUGGGAGCUUGCAGUAUCUCUCUUUGACGAGACCGGAUAUAUCAUUUGCUGUUAACAAGCUGUCGCAGUUCAUGCAUAAACCAACAACGGAUCACUGGCAUGCCGCCAAACGGGUUCUUCGUUACCUCGCUGGUACUAUACAUCGUGGUCUCUUCCUUCCGGCGAGAAAUGCUCUCUCACUUCAUGCUUUUACGGAUGCUGAUUGGGGAGGCGAUGGUGAUGAUUACUCAUCCACUGGUGCCUACAUUGUCUAUAUUGGUCGCCAUCCGAUUGCUUGGUCUUCGAAAAAGCAAAAGGGUGUUUCAAGAUCUUCCACCGAAGCAGAGUAUCCCUCUGUUGCUGCAACAACUGCGGAAAUGUGCUGGGUCUUAUCUCUUCUACGAGAGAUUGGAAUCAAACCUACAUCAACACCAGCCAUUUAUUGUGACAACAAAGGAGCGACUUACCUUAGUGCUAAUCCUGUCUUCCAUUCAAGGAUGAAACAUCCUGCAUUGGACUAUCACUUUGUUCGUGAACGAGUUCAAGAUGGCACUAUUCGAGUUCAACAUGUUUCAUCUGACGAUCAGCUUGCAGACCUCCUCACCAAACCGGUUACUCGAGCUCACUUCCAAGAUAUGUGUCGCAAGAUCGGACUCACCAAGGGUGCUCCGUCUUGA